AUGUCGAUAACAAACAAAACAUGUGUACAAUCCAAGCAAGACGAGGAACCUCCUCAACGCACAGUUCUACUUGAUAUAUCACCUCGAUUCCAAUGGGAUCAUGGAAAUGGCUAUUGUGGUGAAGUAUCUCUUCAAUGUAUUGGACUUUACUAUGGUGCUUGGAUUUCUCAAGGUCUCAUUCGUGACAUCAAUAAAGGAUGUUUAACAACAGCAUGUAGUUUUAUUAUACAAAAUAUAGUUAAAUUCAUUCGACGACGACCAACUCAAAAUACAGAAUCAAUAUCUUGUAAGUUUAGUUGUUAG
Rotaria sordida is the source of this 303-nucleotide messenger RNA. NCBI's taxonomy places the organism in Eukaryota, Metazoa, Rotifera, Eurotatoria, Philodinida, Philodinidae. The record is from the annotation of a GenBank genome assembly.